AUGGCCCAUCUCGCAGCACCGUCAUCAGCUAGACCGUUAAGCUCCCGCAGUUUCGUCUUAGUUUCAUCAUCCGAAUCUUCAGAUAACGAAGAUGAUGCCCCGCUCCCUUUUCCCACUGCUCUCCCACGGUCCGACUUCCUCGCUCCGGACUUCGACCCAGCCGAAUACCUCUCCUCCCUCGCAAACCGCCAUCAGACCCUAGAAGACCUGCGAUCCGACCUUAGAGAGCGGAGCGCCGCUAUCAGCACCGAACUGCUGGAACUGGUCAAUGCCAAUUACACCAGUUUCUUGAGCCUGGGCGACGAGCUUAAGGGUGGCGAGGAAAGAGUCGAGGACGUCCGCGUGGCGCUCUUAGGAUUUCGGCGAGCUGUCGAAGAGAUCAAAGGCCGAGUAAGAGAAAGGGGUUCCGAGGUCGCCGGCUUAAACCGGGACCUAUCCGGCGUGAGAAGUGAGGUCGAGACCGGGAGGAAAAUGCUAGAGCUCGACGAAAGGAUAUCCACCCUCGAGGGUCGGCUAGCAGUCGGGGGCGCGGGGCCUGAUAGCGAUGAUAGCGACGACGACGACGACGAAGACGAUGAGGAUGAAUUAGAUGGAGCAGUGGGAAGCAGCACAGCAAAGCUGACGCAGUUAGCGAACGAAUAUACAGUAGUGGACGAGUUAGCCAACGACAUCGGAAGGGAGACACCUUUCGUACGGAAAGCGGAAGAAAGGCUAACAAGAUGUAGAAAUACUAUCCUAUUAGACCUUGGCACGGCAUCAAAGGAAGCUGAGAAGGCGGGCGCCAGAGGACAUGCAAAGCUACUGAAGUUGAUGGGCAUCUAUUCUCUAUUAGAUGCUCAACUAGAAGCUGUAAAAGCAUUGAAGAACGCCUAA
Messenger RNA from Daldinia decipiens, 873 nucleotides. Its product is annotated as oligomeric golgi complex component, COG2-domain-containing protein. The transcript has a single exon. Bases 1 to 873 code for a protein of 290 amino acids. NCBI's taxonomy places the organism in Eukaryota, Fungi, Ascomycota, Sordariomycetes, Xylariales, Hypoxylaceae. The record is from RefSeq and is a predicted model, not a curated record. Gene Ontology annotation, biological process: intra-Golgi vesicle-mediated transport; protein transport; Golgi organization. Gene Ontology annotation, cellular component: COG complex; membrane.